Molecule: messenger RNA, 3786 nt
Organism: Achroia grisella
Lineage: Eukaryota; Metazoa; Arthropoda; Insecta; Lepidoptera; Pyralidae
Product: prolow-density lipoprotein receptor-related protein 1-like
Exons: 19
Cellular component (GO): plasma membrane
Molecular function (GO): protein binding; calcium ion binding
Source: RefSeq, a predicted model, not a curated record
AUGGUGCUUAUGACCUGCAGGAACACAAUUGGAAGCUUCGUGUGCUCAUGCGCUGCCGGCUACCGCCUUAUGGACGAUGAGGUCAGCUGCGCACCCAUCUCAUCGGUGCCAGCAUCGGUGAUCUUCACGAACCGGUACUACAUUCGACGCACGUGGGUGAGCGAGAAGGAGCACGCGGGUGCGAGUGAGACGGCACCUACCGCUCUGCUGGUUCGCAACUUGACCAAUGCAGUGGCGCUGGACAUGCACUGGGCGAGCGGCUGUCUCUACUGGAGUGACGUCACACUCAUGGGUAGUGCCAUCCGCCGCUGGUGCGGUCUCAACCGACAGCCGACUGUUGAUGCGGCUGAUCCGGUCGCAGAGGCUGCCUCCGACGGGUACCAGCUGCUGCACGGCGGCACGCUGCAGAACCCUGACGGGCUGGCGGUGGACUGGGUGGGCGGCAACGUGUACUGGUGCGACAAGGGCACCGACACGCUCGAGGUAUCCCGCCUCGACGGCCGCCACCGCCGCGUGCUGCUGCGCGGGGGGCUCGCGGAGCCGCGCGGGCUCGCGCUGCAUCCGCACCACGGCACGCUGUACUGGUCGGACUGGGGCGCGGAGCCGCACAUCGGGCGCGCGGGCAUGGACGGCAGCGCGCGCCGCGUGGUGGUCCGCCGCGGGCUGCGCUGGCCCAACGCGCUCACCGUGUGCCACGCCAGCCAGGAGCUCUACUUCGGGGACGCGCACGAGGACUACGUCGCCGUCGCCGACCUCGACGGCGGCAACGUCAGGAUACUCUUCUCCAGGGACCGGAUGCCGUGGCUGCGACUGCACCACGUGUUCGCGCUGGCGGUGUGGGAGGGCCGCGUGUACUGGAGCGACUGGGAGACGCGCACCAUCGAGUCGUGCCGCCGCCGCCCCCUGCAGGGGCUGCGGGGGGGCGGCGGGGGGGACGCGGGCGCCGCGCACGACUGCCGCACGCUCACGCACACCGUGCACAAGCCCAUGGACCUGCGCGUGCUGCACCCCGCGCGGCAGCCGCCCAUACCAGAGUUGUCAGAUCAGUGUGCUGCUUUGAAUUGCACGGGCCUGUGCCUGCUGUCUCCGGCGCCGGAGACGGACGGUGAUGAAGAGGCGACGGUGCGGGCGACAGCGGCGUGCGCAUGCCCAGAACACUUCGUGCUGCAGCCGGAUGGCCGCACGUGCACGCCCAACUGCACCUCCGCGCACUUCGUGUGCGCUACCACCCUCAAAUGCAUUCCCUUCUGGUGGCGCUGUGAUACACAGGACGACUGCGGCGACGGGUCCGACGAGCCGGCGUCGUGUCCGCCGUUCCGGUGCUCGCCCGGACAGUUCCAGUGCAGCAACGGACGCUGCGCGCACCCCGCCGCCAUCUGCGACGGCGUGCACCACUGCGGCGACGGCAGCGACGAGACCGACUGCGACACGUUCACGUGCCUAUCGUCGCAAUGGAAGUGUAACGGCAACUCGACUGCAGGCGUGAGUGCGCGCUGCGUGCCGGCUAAUGCGCGGUGCGACGGCCGCGUCGACUGCCACGACGGCGGUGAUGAACUUAAUUGCCCGCCGGUUACCUGCCCCCCGCACCACUUCGCGUGCGCGAACGGCGCGUGCGUGCCGCAAGUGUGGGUGUGCGACGAGGACGCGGACUGCGGCGACGGGUCGGACGAGGGCGCGCUGUGCGCGGCGCGGACGUGCGCGCGCGGCGAGUUCCGGUGCGCGUCCGGGCGCUGCCUGCCGCGCGAGUGGCGCUGCGACGCGGAGCCGGACUGCCCGGGCCGCGAGGACGAGGCCGGGUGCGGCGCGGCCUGGCCGCCGGCCUGCGAGCCGACCUACUUCCGCUGCCCGGACGGGCGCUGCGUGCCGGGCCGCUGGCGCUGCGACUACGAGGACGACUGCGGCGACGGCGCCGACGAGCUGCACUGCGCGCCGCGGAACUGCUCCGAGACCGAGUUCCGGUGCAACAACGGCGUGUGUAUCAGCGGGUCGCUGCGGUGCUCGGGCGUGGCGGAGUGUCCCGACGGCGCGGACGAGGUCGGGUGCGGCGCCGCCUGCGGCCCGCUUGCACGACGGUGCGCGCGCGCAGACCAGUGCGUGCUCAGCGAGUGGUGGUGCGACGGCGAGACGGACUGCGGCGACGGGUCGGACGAGGAAUCGUGCGCGACGGAGCGUCCGGCAACGUCGCCGGACGCGACGUGCGGCGCACGUAUUCGCUGCGGCCGGUCCGGCUGCGCGCCGGCCGCAUGGCGCUGCGACGGCCGGCCGGACUGUCCGGACGCGGCGGACGAGCGGCCGGACGCGUGCGUCGCGCAUGCCUGUCCGCCGCCCAUGUUCCGGUGUGGAGCCGGACGCUGUUUGCCGCCCGCGCUCGUUUGCGACGGAUACGCCGACUGUCCGCAGGACGACCGCAGCGACGAGGAUCCAGAACUAUGUAUGCGACGCGCGCAGCUGGAGAAGUCGGACGCCGGACAGGACGCCGGGCUGGCUGCGUGUCCGGCGCCGGACGUGCGCUGCGCGGACGGACGCUGCCUGCCCGCACACGCCUGCACCGCCGGUAACCGUAAACUGCCAUGUCGCAUUCAGACGCUGUCAUGUAGCACUCACACAUUGUCAUGUGGCACGCACAUACUGUCAUGUGGCACUCACAUACUGUCAUGUGGCACUCACACGCUGUCAUGUGGCACUUACAUGCUGUCAUGUGAGGAGGGUCCGUGCACGUGGCGCUCGUGUUCCCAGCUAUGCCUACCCAAGCACAACAAUUUUACAUGCAAAUGUGUCCCCGGCUACAAGCAGCGGCAGCUACCGGACGGAAGCUUCGCGUGUGAGGCGCAAGGCGCGCGGCUGGUGGUAGCGAGCGGCGGCGCGCUGCUGCACUGGGAGUUACACCGACAACAACCACAUCCGCAUCCGCAGACACAUCCGCAGACACAUCCGCACCCGCAGCAGCGGGCCCGCCGCCUGGCGCCGCCCGCACUACCGCCCUCCGCGUACACGCUGGCGGAAGGCGGCGGCGAGGUGGUGAGCGCGUGCGGCGCGCAGGUGGACGGCGCGUGGCGGCUGUGGUGGGCCGCGGCCGACGGCGGCCUGCGACACGCGCGCCUCCCCCCCGCGCCCCAGCCCGGCCCCGCCCCCGCGGCACCGCCCGCGCCCGCUGACGCCGAACUUAUAAUGAGUGCGGGCACGGGCGGGUCAGCACGAGCAGUUGCGGUGGACGGUCCCACCCGCCGCCUCUACUGGACGGCCACGCUGCAGCCGCGCGGCGGCGCGGUCUACGUCGCCGCACUCGACGCCAGGCGCCGCGUCACGCUCUACACGCACGACGACGCGGAGCCGGACGACAUCGUACUGCAUCUUGACAACGGCACGGUGUACUGGUCGGACCGCGGGGGUUCCCCGGGCGUGCUGGCCAUGCGUGCGGACGGCGCGGGAGGCGCGCGGCGCCUGGUGCAGUGGCGAGUGCGGCGGCCGACCGCGCUGGCGCUGUACGCCCCCGCCGCCCGGCUGUACUUCGUGGACGCGUACUACGACACGCUGGAGUCGGUGCGGCUCGACGGCAGCGGCCGCGUGCUCGUCGCCGUGUUCGUACACGCUGCGGCGCGUGUGCCGCACUCGCCCGUAGCCGCUAACGGUACUAAUGAGAGCGCCACGACGAUGCACGUGGCGGGGUAUAACUCAUCCCGCGCGGUGGCAUGGCGCGGCCCCGCGUGCGCGCGCAUGGCCGCGUGGGAGGAGUGGGUGUGGUGCGGGUCCGCGCACGGGCUCGCCCGCCUGCCGCGACGACUGCAG